Messenger RNA from Diutina rugosa, 2271 nucleotides. RefSeq names its product putative phosphotransferase. The record is from RefSeq and is a predicted model, not a curated record. Gene Ontology annotation, molecular function: phosphotransferase activity, alcohol group as acceptor; kinase activity. Gene Ontology annotation, biological process: carbohydrate metabolic process. The transcript has a single exon. Lineage: Eukaryota; Fungi; Ascomycota; Pichiomycetes; Serinales; Debaryomycetaceae. Bases 1 to 2271 code for a protein of 756 amino acids.
AUGUCUCGCACCAACCUCACCACCCGCAAGCUGUCGUUUUUCAACACCCCCCAGGCGGCACCGCAACCCGACGUGUACUAUGCCGGGGUCGACGUCGGCACCGGUCUGGCCCGGGCGUGUUUAAUUGACACCAACGGUGUCAUAUUGGCGCUUGCCGAGAAGCCAAUCACGCGCCACGAGCUCAAGCCUAACUACAUCACUCAGUCGCUGACGGAGAUCUGGGACGCCAUUUGUUUCUGUGUCAAGCACGUUGUCCGUGAUGCGGGAGUCAAUCCCGAACACGUGUUUGGCAUUGGCUUCGACGCUACUUGUUCGUUGGUAGCAAUCAAUUGCGACACCGACGAGCCGGAAGCGGUGGGGCCUGACUUCACUGAUAAAAAGGAAAAUAUUAUCUUGUGGAUGGACCACCGUGCUGAGGCAGAAACCGACGAGAUCAACGCCACCGGUGACCCCUGUCUCAAGUACGUGGGGGGUACCAUGUCCAUUGAGAUGGAAUUGCCCAAGAUGAAGUGGUUGAAGCACCACCGCCCCAACGGGAUUAACGAUUUGAAGUUCUACGAUUUGGCUGACUUCCUCAUCCAUAAGGCUACGGGCACUGAGACCCGCUCCUUCUGUUCUACUGUGUGUAAGCAAGGAUUCUUACCUCUUGGCGUUGAAGGUUCGGAAACUGGGUGGCUGGAGAAAUUCUUAAACCAAAUCCGCUUGCCUGAACUUGUGGAAAAUGAUUUUGCUAAGCUUGGUGGCACUCCCGCUCAUACUGGUACCUGGAAGUCGGCCGGUGAAGUCGUGGGUAUGUUGACGGAAAAAGCCGCGGAACAAUUGGGGCUCACCACUGAAUGUGCCGUCGGUUCAGGGGUAAUCGAUGCCUACGCCGGUUGGAUCGGUACCGUCGCCGCUAAGGUCGAAGUGCCUGAAAAAUGGCAACACCCUAAUACUGUAGGUGACGCUCUGACCAAGAUCGAAUCGGCUUGUGGUCGUUUGGCUGCCGUUGCCGGUACUCUGACCUGUCACAUUGCCAUGUCUAAAGACCCUCAUUUCGUCAAAGGGGUGUGGGGUCCGUACCGUGAUGUAAUGGUGCCUAACUAUUGGCUAGCCGAAGGCGGUCAGCUGUUGACCGGUCAAUUAUUAGCCCACGUCAUCGCCAUCCACCCUGCUGCCCGUGAACUCGCCCACGAAGCCGAACAGUCGAACUUAUCGAAGUUUGACUUCUUAAACUUGACCCUUGAGAAUUUGAUUAGAGACCGCGAUGUCCCCUCGGUGGUGUCGUUGGCUAAACACUGGUACUUCUACGGUGACUUCCACGGUAACCGGUCGCCCAUCGCCGACCCCAACAUGAGAGCGCUGAUUAUUGGUCAACUGAUGGACACCUCGGUUAACGACUUGGCCAUCCAGUACUACGCCGCUUGUGAGUUUAUCGCUCAACAGACUCGUCAAAUCGUCGAGGAAAUGGAAAAGCUGGGCCACGACAUUUCCUACGUGUUUAUGCUGGGGGGCCAGUGCCGUAACGGGUUGUUGAUGAGAUUGCUUGCUGACUGUACCGGUAAGCCCGUGAUUGUCCCCCGCUACAUCGAUGCUGCCGUGGUGUUUGGUAGUGCUAUUCUUGGUGCUGUGGCUGCCGAUGCUAUGGUGCAAGAGCACUUAUCUUCGGGUGGUAGACUGCGCCGUACCUCUAAGUUGGCGCUGACCCGCUCCCAAGUGAAUUUGGACGCCCACGGUGUGCCUGAACGUCCCCCUUCGCCUUACACUCAGCCCACGGCGCUGGCGCUGACGGCCAACAUGGCCGGUUUGGCCUACGGUGGUGCCGUCCCCGCGGUUGCUGGUGCCGGCAGCGGUGUCCCCCACAUGACGCCGAUGCAUGAGGAGACUGACUACUUCAACCAAUCGACGGCCAAGCCUAAGCUGCUGGCGGUGGACCUGGACUCCGAGGACGAACAGACGCUCUCGUUCGGGCUGAAGCUGAACGUGCAAAAGGGAGUCAACCAGAAGAUCCGCGACUUGAAGUUGCUGCCUUUAACUCACCUGAAGAACCAGGCCGAGGCCAAGGCCACCGGCGAAAAAUUGUGGGAGUUGAUGAGACAAAUGACCGGUCCCGGUAAGGUGAUUGUCCCCUCCGACGACCUGGCGCCCGAGAGACAAAUUUUGAACGCCAAGUACAAGAUCUUCCUCGAGCAAUGUGAAUCGCAACGCCGUUUCCGUAAGCUGGUCGACGAAGUGGAAAAGCUGGCCUACGGCGGUAAGGUCCCUUCGAGAGCCGAAGCCCACAAGGCUUGA